This is a messenger RNA of Zophobas morio, 3263 nucleotides long. Its product is annotated as cytoplasmic aconitate hydratase-like. Gene Ontology annotation, cellular component: cytosol; mitochondrion. Gene Ontology annotation, molecular function: iron-responsive element binding; aconitate hydratase activity; 4 iron, 4 sulfur cluster binding. The transcript is spliced from 12 exons. The record is from RefSeq and is a predicted model, not a curated record. NCBI's taxonomy places the organism in Eukaryota, Metazoa, Arthropoda, Insecta, Coleoptera, Tenebrionidae. Bases 293 to 2974 code for a protein of 893 amino acids. Gene Ontology annotation, biological process: tricarboxylic acid cycle; citrate metabolic process.
CGUUUGUCACAGGUCGUGCAAUUCGUACUUAAUUUGCAUUCACUUUCCUAAAAAAAAUGUUAAACAUAACCUGAAAACUUUGUGUGUCAUAUUAUUUGUGGACUUUUAAAUGCUGAGUAGUGCUUCGAAUUGACCUUAGUGAAGUUACUGAUACGAUAUCAGAUAUUUGUUGAAAAAUAAAAGUAAAUUUUUGUGGUUUCUGUGUUGUUUAGUAGUGGAUUUUAAUUCUUAACAAUCCAGAGUUCGUUUUGUAUUAUUCUAGAAUUGCUACGUGACUACCAAGUUGUAAAUCAUGGCUGCCAAUCCUUUUGAUAAGCAUUUAAAAACAUUAACGAUAGGAUCCAAAGAAUAUCAAUAUUAUGAUUUAUCAGCUUUGGGUAACCAAUAUGCUCGGUUACCAUACUCUAUUAGAGUAUUACUGGAAUCGGCCGUCAGAAAUUGUGAUAAUUUUCAAGUUAAAGAACAAGAUGUUCAAAAUAUCUUGAACUGGGAAAAUAAUCAAUCACUGGAAGGGGGCAUUGAAGUCCCAUUCAAACCAGCAAGAGUGAUCCUGCAGGAUUUUACAGGUGUGCCGGCUGUUGUGGACUUUGCAGCUAUGAGAGACGCUGUUAAAGAGUUAGGAGGAGAUCCAGAAAAAAUUAACCCCAGUUGUCCCGCAGAUCUUGUUAUCGAUCAUUCAGUUCAAGUUGAUUUUGCUAGAUCGCCUAACGCUUUGAAAAAAAAUGAAGAAUUAGAAUUUGAAAGAAAUCAAGAACGCUUCACAUUUUUGAAAUGGGGAGCUAAAGCUUUUAAUAACAUGUUGAUUGUACCACCUGGGAGUGGUAUAGUGCAUCAAGUUAAUCUUGAGUACCUUGCAAGGGUGGUAUUUACUGGUUCGGACAAACCAAUUUUAUAUCCAGACACAGUUGUAGGAACUGAUUCACAUACAACAAUGAUAAAUGGAUUAGGUGUUCUUGGGUGGGGUGUGGGUGGCAUCGAGGCAGAAGCUGUAAUGUUAGGUCAGUCUAUAAGUAUGUUACUUCCAAAAGUUGUUGGUUAUCGACUGUAUGGAUCUUUGGGGCCAUAUGUUACAUCAACAGAUUUAGUAUUAACUAUAACAAAACAUUUGAGACAGUUGGGAGUUGUAGGAAAGUUUGUAGAAUUUUAUGGACCAGGGGUUGCAGCUUUGUCAAUUGCAGAUCGUGCGACAAUAGCAAAUAUGUGUCCUGAAUAUGGAGCUACAGUAGGAUUUUUCCCAGUAGAUGAACAUUCUCUAAACUAUUUAAGGCAAACAAGUCGACCAGAAGAGCAAAUAGAGCUAAUUAGAGCAUAUUUGAAGGCUACAGAUCAGUUGAGAAAUUACACAAAUGAAGAAAAUGAACCAAUAUUUAGUCACACCGUGAAUCUGGAUUUAUCAACAGUGGUUUCCUCUGUCAGUGGACCAAAAAGGCCAAAUGAUCGAGUUUCUGUUUCUGAGAUGAAGACAGAUUUCCAAGCUUGUUUAAGCAAUAAGAUCGGCUUCAAAGGAUUCGGAAUUUUGGGCGAUAGAAUGAAAACCGAAGCCAAAUUUAUGUUCAAUAGCCAACAAUACACAAUAAGACAUGGGAGUGUGAUUAUCGCAGCAAUAACUUCUUGUACAAAUACCAGCAAUCCAAGCGUAAUGUUAGGCGCCGGUUUAUUGGCUAAAAAUGCCGUGGCUGCUGGACUAACCGUGGCGCCAUAUAUUAAAACCAGCCUUUCACCAGGCUCCGGUGUUGUCACGUAUUACUUACAAGAAUCAAACGUGAUAGACGCUCUCACACAACUCGGAUUUGAUAUAGUUGGCUACGGUUGUAUGACAUGUAUUGGCAACAGCGGAGGUAUUGACGAAAAUAUAGUCAACGCUAUCGAACAAAACGACUUGGUAUGUUGUGGAGUCUUAUCAGGAAAUAGAAACUUCGAAGGUCGCAUUCAUCCCAACACAAGAGCCAACUACUUAGCGAGUCCUUUGCUGGUCAUAGCCUACGCGAUUGCAGGAACUGUCGAUAUCGACUUCGAGAUCGAUCCACUCGGAAAACGACCCGAUGGAACUCCUGUGUUUUUGAGAGAUAUCUGGCCUACUCGUCAAGAAAUUCAUACUGUUGAGCAGAAGUUUGUCAUUCCAGCUAUGUUCCAACAAGUUUAUUCCCGUAUUCAGUUGGGUUCGUCAAGCUGGCAGGCGUUGAAUGCUCCAUCGGGUAUCCUGUACCCAUGGUCGGAUGCUUCCACUUACAUUAAAAAACCGCCAUUUUUCGAUGGAAUGACAAAAGCUCUGCCUUCAUCUGUUGCUAUUAGUGGAGCUAGAGUGUUGCUUUUCUUAGGCGAUUCAGUUACUACAGAUCAUAUAAGUCCUGCUGGUUCGAUUGGACGCAGUAGUCCUGCUGCGAGAUAUUUAGCACAGCGUAAUUUGACUCCUAGAGAAUUUAAUUCAUAUGGUUCAAGACGUGGUAAUGAUGCUGUCAUGGCCAGGGGAACUUUUGCUAAUAUCCGUUUGGUUAACAAGUUUAUGAGUAAGGCUGGACCAAAAACUUUGUAUUUGCCAACAAACGAGGAGAUGGACGUAUUUGACUGUGCUGAACGCUACAAGUCUUCCCAGACACCCCUCAUUAUUAUCGCCGGGAAAGACUAUGGCUCCGGUUCAAGUAGAGACUGGGCGGCUAAGGGCCCAUAUUUGUUGGGUGUAAGAGCGGUCAUUGCCGAAUCAUUCGAGCGCAUUCAUCGUUCAAACUUGGUUGGCAUGGGUAUCAUUCCUCUCCAAUUCUUAGCUGAUGAGACUGCUGAAACUCUCGGCUUAACAGGGAAGGAAGUUUAUAAUAUAGAAAUACCAGCUGAAUUGAAACCAGGACAAAAUAUUAAGAUUUCGACAAAUACUGGCAAAACAUUCGAUGUUUUGCUGAGAUUUGAUACUGAAGUGGAUUUAUUGUUUUACAAACAUGGAGGUAUAUUGAAUUAUAUGAUCAGAAAGAUCGUGGCGUAAUUACAAGUCGAUGUCGGUUUACCAAAGCAAUGUUAAAGGUAAUAUAUUUUUUUAAACAUAAACGAAGUUCGUACUAUACUUAAUUAGUUGCACCGUUCAGUUGCUUUUAAUCCGGUACCAAGGUAAUAAAAUUACUUAGUUUUAUAAGCAAUAUGUAAGCUCAAUUUUUUCGUUGUUGAGGGUUUUACUGCGAUUGUCUGUUUUGUGUGGGCUUAUUUACUUAGUUGUUAUAUAUUUUUAACAAUGUUAUACUUUUAUAUGGCCAUAAUAAACACAGUUCUUAAAACAA